Sander lucioperca (pikeperch) is the source of this 1048-nucleotide messenger RNA. Its product is annotated as CD209 antigen-like protein E. The transcript is spliced from 6 exons. Bases 143 to 805 code for a protein of 220 amino acids. The record is from RefSeq and is a predicted model, not a curated record. NCBI's taxonomy places the organism in Eukaryota, Metazoa, Chordata, Actinopteri, Perciformes, Percidae.
UCUUACUUAAUCUGUUAACUGUGAAGUAAUGGGUUUUUAAGCUCACUCUCACACAAAGACAAGGACCAAAAGAGGAAACACAGUUAAUUGCUCAGACCACACUGAACCUGACUUCUCACCAAAUAUCAAGCAGACACAGAGGAUGCAGCAAAUGGAGGUAUCUGAUUAUGGUAAUGAGUCACCGAGACCAAAGCAGAAAGGCAGUGGGGAUGCAAAUCAAACAGAGAGAAGACUCUGCCAGGUGCUUCUCCUCAGCUUUGGGCUGCUGUGCGUCAUACAAGCCAUUCUCAAUGUUUCUCUACGCCUGACAUUAUACUCUACCCACUCGGACUGCAACGCAACUCAUUUUAGUAGCCAAGACCAGCUAACCAACAAGAUCAAGAACCUGGAGGAGGAGAGGGACAGGCUGAGGACUAAUCUGGAGACAGCUCAAGAAAGAUGGGAGUAUUUCAACGGUAGUUUCUACUACAUUUCUUCUAUCGAGAAAACCUGGCAAGAGAGUAGAGAUGACUGUCUUCAAAAGGGUGCAGACCUGGUGAUUAUCAACAGCCAAGAAGAACAGGAUUUCACAACAAAAUUUGAUAAGAGACUGUGGAUUGGCCUGACUGACUCAGAGACAGAGGGGACGUGGAAAUGGGUGGAUGGGACUCCACUGACCAAAAGCUACUGGGAUUCCGGGGAGCCUAACGAUGAGAACGGUGAAGACUGUGUGGAAAUACGUUAUUUUGAUCCAGAAAACAGCUGGAGUGAUAAUAACUGUCUCACUCAACUCAACUGGAUCUGUGAAAUGAAAGUCCGUCCAUAACUCUGCAACCAAACCCACCAGACAGAAAACUAAGGACGAUAAAUAUAUUGCUGAUACAAUUUAAAUCUUUACAAAAGCAACCUGAAUAUACUCAUGUGGACACAUCAUUUCCAAGAAAAAACUGCAUUUUAGGAUUUGCCAGCUCAGUGUGGGAUAAUCUGAAGCAAUAUGUUAUCAUUCAGAGGAUACAUUAGGAUUUUUGACAACCUCUGGUCCGUCUGGUUUUAUUUUCUAAAAAAGCUU